Messenger RNA from Dermatophagoides farinae (American house dust mite), 1871 nucleotides. RefSeq names its product cytochrome P450 3A8. The record is from RefSeq and is a predicted model, not a curated record. Lineage: Eukaryota; Metazoa; Arthropoda; Arachnida; Sarcoptiformes; Pyroglyphidae. Gene Ontology annotation, molecular function: iron ion binding; oxidoreductase activity, acting on paired donors, with incorporation or reduction of molecular oxygen; steroid hydroxylase activity.
UAUUCAAAUUUUUUUUGUUUGCUUUUAACCAAUUGAUGUAAAAAAAAUCAAAAAUUAUGGAACUUUUCCCAUCAUCAUGGCUGUACGGAAUUUUGGCCAAUAUUGUUCUAUUGGUUCUCAUAUCGAUUCCAUUGGUGUAUUUUUAUUCACAAUAUAAAUUCAGCUAUUGGAAACGUAAAGGUAUAAAAGGACCACCAACCUUACCAUUUAUUGGAAAUUUUCUCCAUCCAACUCGGCCUAUUCCAUUAAUGCAAAUGGAUAAUCUUCGUCAAUAUGGACAUUUUUUUGGAAUGUUUCGUGGCCGUCAGCCGGUAUUAUCUAUUUCAGAUCCGGCCAUUAUUAAACGUAUACUGGUACAGGAUUUUCAUCUAUUCCACAAUCGUAUGCCAACAACAGAUAGUAAUGUAGUUUUAUCUCAAAAUUUAGUCUCUGCACGUUAUGAUAAAUGGAAACGUGUUCGUUCAAUAUUGACACCAAUGUUUACCACUUCAAAAUUACGUAAAAUGGAAGGACUUAUGGGUCAAUGUGUGGAUUCAUUGUAUCAAGCAUUGGAUCGUUUAGCUAAAACAGAAUCAUCAUUCCCAGUGCAUAAUGUUAUGGGCAAUUUUACUAUGGACGUUAUAGCUAAAUGUGCAUUUGCAACCGAUACCGAUGCUCACAAUGAAAAGGAAAAUAAAUUCGUGGUCAAUGCACGUAAAUUAUUGGAAUUCAAUUUCAUCAGAGCAUUGGGAACAUUUUUAGUACCAAUUUUUUUGAAAAACAUUCUACAAACAUUUCGUAUCAAAUAUUUCUUGUCACCAGAACGAGAUUUUUUCCUCAACAUUUGUUUCCAAUUGAUUAAGCAACGAAAACAGAAUACAACCGCCAAAUAUAGUGAUAUGCUUGAAUUGAUGAUCAAAGCUAAACAUGGUAAGGAUCGAUUGAUGGAAGAUGAUGAUAAAUUUGAUUCAUAUCAUGUGAAUGUCGGUGAUGAAGAAAAACUACGGGAAGAGAAACUUUUAAGUGAAAUUAUUGGAUCAAAAUAUCUAAGCGAAGAAGAAAUUGUGGCACAGUCUUUUAUUUUUUUUAUUGCCGGCUAUGAAACAACUGCUUCAACGUUGACAUUUGCACUCUAUGAAUUGGCUACGAAUCCUGACAUACAGAAUCGUUUAUAUGAAGAAGUUAAAGCCAUUGUUGAUAAUGGUGAACCAUUGGAUUAUGAUCACGUUAUGAAAUUGCCUUAUCUAGAUGCAAUUAUUGCCGAAACAUUGAGGUUACAUUCUCCUGUUUUGACAUUGAAUCGUCAAGUUUCUGCUCGUUAUCCUAUUCCAGAAUAUAAUUAUACAAUGGAAAAAGAUGAAUCUGUUUUCAUACCUAUUUAUGCUAUUCAUCAUAAUCCAGAAUUUCAUCCGAAUCCGCUACGUUUUAAUCCUGAACGUUUUAUGCCUGAAAAUCGUGAUAAAAUCAUACCAUAUUCAUAUCUUCCAUUUGGCGGUGGUCCACGUAACUGUAUCGGAAUGCGUUUUGCAAUGUCCGAAGCUAAAUUAGGCCUUGCAAGAUUGAUUAAAGAUUUUAUAUUCUUCAAAUCAUCGAAAACAUGUGAUGAAUUGAAGAUUAAGAAUGGUUUAUUUUUGUUGAAAACCACUCCCGUUUGGGUUGGUGUUAAACGUCGUUAAAAAAAAUUAACUUUAUCGUUUAUCAUUGAAAUAGUUGUUUGAUUUCUAUCAUCAUCAUUAUAUACAUGAUAAUAAAAUCGAUUGACACAAAAAAAAUCAUUCACAAAUCGAGUACAAAAUUGGUGCAGGUUUUUAUUGUCUACAUUCAAUCAAUCAGACUAAAGACAUCAUCAAUACAAAUGUAUGAACAAGUAAAAAAGUCAAAAAUUCAUAAAA